AGAGAGAAAGAAAUUAGAAAAAAAAAACAUAAUAAAAAUCUGAUCUUUAUUGCUUAUUUGAAUUUUCUUUUUUCUUUUCUGGAGAUUGUUUUUUUUUUAUUUUUUAUUUUUUGCUGUGAUUAAAAGGGAAAGAAAGGAUGGAAAGGUAUGAAAUAUUGAAAGAUAUUGGGUCUGGGAAUUUCGGUGUUGCCAAACUUGUUAGAGAUAAAUGGAGUGGGGAUCUUUAUGCAAUUAAGUACAUUGAGAGAGGCAAAAAGAUUGAUGAGCAUGUGCAGAGGGAAAUCAUAAACCAUAGGUCCUUGAAGCACCCCAAUAUUAUCAGAUUCAAGGAGGCUUUGCUUACCCCAACUCAUCUAGGCAUAGUAAUGGAAUAUGCUGCGGGUGGAGAGCUUUUCGAACGAAUAUGCAAUGCUGGCCGAUUCAGCGAAGACGAGGCGAGGUUUUUCUUUCAGCAGCUGAUUUCUGGAGUCAGUUACUGCCAUUCGAUGCAAAUUUGCCACCGAGAUCUAAAGCUCGAAAACACGUUAUUGGACGGAAGCUCGGCACCCCGCCUCAAAAUAUGCGAUUUCGGUUAUUCUAAGUCAGCGGUAUUACAUUCUCAACCGAAAUCAACUGUCGGAACACCUGCCUACAUUGCACCGGAAGUCUUAUCGAGGAAAGAAUACGAUGGCAAGAUUGCAGAUGUUUGGUCAUGUGGAGUUACUCUAUACGUAAUGUUAGUCGGUGCAUAUCCAUUCGAAGACCCAGAUGAUCCGAGAAAUUUCAAGAAAACAAUAAAUAGAAUACUAAGCGUUUCCUAUUCGAUUCCGGAUUACGUAAGAGUUUCCAACGAAUGCAAGCAUCUCUUGUCUCGAAUUUUCGUUUCCGACCCCCAAAAGAGAAUAACGAUUCCGGAGAUUAUAAAGCACCCUUGGUUUAUGAAGAACUUACCGGCCGAAUUUAUGGAAGGAGAAGAAGCGAGUUUGGAUGUGAAAAAUAGUGAUGAAUAUAUUUCGCAGAAUAUUGAAGAAGUGGUUGCGAUAAUAACGGAGGCUCGAAAAACGGGGGAGGGGGCCAAAACGGGGGGCCCGUUUUUGGAAGGGAGCAUGGAUCUUGACGAUGAAAUAGAUACGGAUGCUGAUAUCGAUGAUAUUGAGACAAGUGGUGAUUUUGUUUGUGCAUUGUGAGUUCUACUAUUUGAUCAAGAAAAAGAAAAAAAUGGUGAUUUUAUUUUGUUUACAGAUGAAAAUGUAAUAUUAUUAUUAUUUUUUGGGGGGAUUUUGAACAAGUGGUUUAUUGUACAAAUAAAAAACUAUAUGUUGUAAUAAUAAUGCAUAAAUAUGUAAGUGUUAAGUUUGUUUUCCACCA
Messenger RNA from Erythranthe guttata (spotted monkey flower), 1347 nucleotides. It is a transcript of the gene SNRK2.7, whose product is annotated as SNF1-related protein kinase 2.7. Gene Ontology annotation, biological process: protein phosphorylation. The record is from RefSeq and is a predicted model, not a curated record. NCBI's taxonomy places the organism in Eukaryota, Viridiplantae, Streptophyta, Magnoliopsida, Lamiales, Phrymaceae. Gene Ontology annotation, molecular function: ATP binding; protein serine/threonine kinase activity.